Coccidioides immitis RS is the source of this 2601-nucleotide messenger RNA. Its product is annotated as sulfatase. NCBI's taxonomy places the organism in Eukaryota, Fungi, Ascomycota, Eurotiomycetes, Onygenales, Onygenaceae. The record is from RefSeq and is a predicted model, not a curated record. The transcript is spliced from 4 exons. Bases 1 to 2601 code for a protein of 866 amino acids.
AUGAAUAUCCCUUCGGUCCGCCUAUCGCGCCCCUUUCUUUUCUCCCUUCUUGUUGUUGCUGUCCUCGCCUCCAAGUUCCUUCAUCUGUUCCAGCAUGCUCACACCAUUCCCCCGCUGAGAUUCAUUCUCUACUUCCCCACAUUCUUCGUCCAAGAUAUCGUCACCGUCAUCGUGGGCCGGCUCCUGCUCCAGCCCGGCACCGGCGCACUCUUCGUCGCCGCGCUCACCCUUGGAGCGUUCCUUUCGUUUCUGAUGCUUGCGACCGCCGCUGGCCAGCUCGGCUUCUACUACAUCACAGGCGCCGAAAUGCAGUUCGACUCUGCCUCGAAUGUUGCGGGAGAUCCAGCUGCGAUUGGACUGAUCCUCAGCGGCGUUGUGGAGGUGAUGGUUUCAGCGAUGAUCCUUAUUAUCAUCGCUUUCUUCUGCACGCCAUGGCUAUACAAUAAGGUUGGAUUCUGGUUGGCUGCUGUCUGGAAGCUCACGACCCCUGGAAACUGGGAUAUGCUCCUGCCUACCGUGCGAACAAGACCCGAUCAGUCUCACAAGAGAGUCAUCCGCAUAUGGCCCUUUUGCCUAUUGACCGGAGUCCUCGCCCUUAUAACCCUGCUCUGUCUCCGUCCUUCCAGGCCGUACAAUCACAUCUCUGUCACGCUCCCCGUUGCAUUGCUGCGUGUUUUCCAUUCUCCGACCCACACCGAGAAUAAAUGCGCGCUUGGUUCGUCACUCUCGAGCGAACCCUUCCCAUUUCCCGAAUUGAUCGCAGAGGAGAAUUGGGAGAUGCCCCGUGGCCAUUUUAAGGGCUGGGCACCUGGCAAGAGCAACAUGCUUGCCAAUACGUACAGAAAAAGGAAACCUGAAUGGCUCCUGGACGACACCCCAUAUGGCUUCGGGCGAUGGCAACGAGCUUUUCCAGACCCCACAAAUUCUACUGCCCAUGCGGAAGAAUCCAUAGAGGAUAAAUGCCAGUCCGGCGAUGCGGCCAACUAUUAUAACCCGGUCGCGGAUCCCCUCCGAAUCACCAAUCUGGACAUGGCCAUGUACGAGUCCCUCGAGGCCGCCCUGUCGUCGGUGCUGAUCUCGAACGUCGUCCUGAUCACCAUGGAAAGUCACAGGAAGGACCUCUUCCCCAUAAAGGAGGGGUCUAACCUACACAAGAACAUCCUUGAAUCGCAUGAUGAGAAGGACAGAGCGGAGAUAAACAUGAAACUGCGCCAGCUGACCCCGGUCGCUGAACAAGUUACCGGAGAGCACUUCUGGAAGAAUUCAACGGGGAAGCCCGAUCUUGAGUUUUCUUCGGACAUCUGGCGAGAUUCUGUGGCUCCUGGUAUGGGGGGUAUCAAUGUCGUGGGUGCUGUUACUGGAAGCAGUCUCUCCUUCAAGAGUUUUCUUGGCAGCCAUUGCGGUGUUUUCCCGCUGCCAGUCAAUUUCUUGGAAGAGGUUACGACUGAUGUUUACCAGCCAUGCAUUCCCCAAAUCCUGCAACUGUUUAAUAAUGCGAAGAAGGAGAACAAGACGUCGAAGGCACAAUUGGAGCAGAGAGUCGAAUCCGAUCCCUAUCGGGCUGAUGUCCACUCCAGGCCGUGGAAAUCUGUGUUCAUUCAGUCCAUUACGGAUACGUAUGAUCGACAGGGUAUCAUGAACGAGAAGAUGGGCAUGCAGGAGGUCAUUGUCAAAGAAACGCUUCUGAACGAAAGCUCGAAGUAUUAUCCUCCAAAGUCUCCCAUCUUAAAUUAUUUCGGCUUUCCCGAUACAGAUGUCAGAGCUCCUGUCCGCGAUAUGAUUAUGGAGGCUGCGCAAAACAAAACACGUCUUUUCUUGUCUCACUUCACAAGCACCACACAUCACCCAUGGAAGGUCCCUGAUUUCUACAAUAAAACGGAUUACAUGGGCUCGCAGGCACAUAAGAAUAUGAAUAGCUUCCUCAACACUAUCCGAUACGUCGACCUCUGGAUGGGUGAAAUUCUCGGAAUGAUCGAUGAAGCCGGCAUUGCAAACGAAACAUUAGUGGUUUUUGUUGGUGACCAUGGUCAAGCUUUCGAGGAAGACGGUCCCAUGACAGGAACGUACAAAAACGGCCACAUCAGCAACUUCCGCGUUCCUAUUGUCUUCCGACACCCGCAUCUUCCCCGUAUACAGAUCGAAGCCAACGCAACGUCGAUGGCCAUCCUGCCGACUCUCCUCGACCUGCUUAUCCACAGCAAAUCCUUGAAUUCGUUCGAUACUGCAGUAGCUUCCGACAUUAUUCACGACUAUGAGGGCCAGUCACUACUGCGCCCAUUCAAAUCUGAACACAAAGGCCGAUAUUCGUGGAACCUUGGAAUUAUCAACUCCGGCGGUGACAUGGUAUCGGUGCAGUCCGCAGGCAAACCAUGGCGAGUGAUUGUUCCCCUCAAGCAAGAAUUUUCGUACCGCUUCACCAACCUGGACACCGAUCCGGACGAAACAGACCCCAUCGAGGGCUGGUCAGUGUCCGAGUUGUCGCACACCCUCAAGCAGAAAUGGGGCGAUGAAGCCGUGGAUUGGCUGGUCAAAGCUGACGGCGUCACUCGAUGGUGGAAGAGAGAAAUGCAUCGAUUAUACAAUUACGAUAAAGACGAAUAG